Callorhinchus milii (elephant shark) is the source of this 1568-nucleotide messenger RNA. RefSeq lists its product as uncharacterized. The transcript has 2 exons. The record is from RefSeq and is a predicted model, not a curated record. The coding region runs from base 123 to 857 and encodes 244 amino acids. Lineage: Eukaryota; Metazoa; Chordata; Chondrichthyes; Chimaeriformes; Callorhinchidae.
AGAGGACAGUGAGCGACCUGGUUGCAUUGCAAUACUUCGCCAGGCGAAAGUAUGUCCGGAAAGUGAGGAAUCCCACUUGAUCCCUCGCCUUUAAAAGUCUUCCCCAAAAGCCAGCGGCAGUAAUGGGCAGCGGCAGCAGCAAGUGGAACAAGGUGUCGGUGGGAGGCGGGGGCGAGUGUGGCGGUGGGAGCUCAGCUGGAAAGGGAGCCUUUAGCCUCCAGCCGACACGGGGGGUCAGCGGGAAACAGGGUCGGUCAGACAAUAGGGGAGGGAAAGCGGGGAGGAAAAAGGACACUGACUCCCAGGAUCGGGAAGGGAGCACAGGCUGUGGCCAGAGCAAAGGGAAGGAGCCGGACUUUGCUGCUGAUCCUGAUGAAGGUGGGAUCAGGGAAGAGCUGGACUUGACUCUGCUGGAGUGGGGGGACUGCCAGACGCAUCCCAACACAGAACUGCAGCCCAACACAGAACUGCAGCCCAACACAGAACUGCAUCCCAACACAGAGCUGCAUCCCAACACAGAACUGCAUCCCAGAUGCUCUUCUGGGUCCAACUCCUGCACCUGGAGCAACUCGGGAUUCCACUGCAAGGGGUCUCCUUUGAAUCCCAUGUCCAGGAUCCAGAUGUUGGCGGGGAAGGUCAGCCCGGACACAGCUGCUGAGCUGCUGUUUGGUCCAGGGAGGGUUCAGCUUCCCCAAUGUCAGGAGAAGCGGCCAGAGACUGACCCAGGUUCACACCAGGUCUGGGCCACAUCUCUGGGCAGAUCCAACCUUAACGUCCAUCACUGGAACCAGCAGAAUCUAAGACAUCCCAGGGGCAUUAGGAUGAAUUGCAGUGGUCUCUCUCUGGAGAUCAGAUGAGCCAGCACAGGAAAUAGAGCUUUUGAUGACACCCACUGCAGUUCAAUUAAUUGGAAUAUUUAGUAAGUGUUGGGGUGUUGAUGUGUUUUUUUUUAAUAUCUUCAUUCCAGCUGCUCAGGAACUGGAAGCCAGAAAAGGAAACUGAAGAUGCGAAACAGAUGUGUAUUAAUGGGAGGAAUUUUAGGAUUUGGACGAGUAGUGUGAACGAUUUAACAUGUUUUAUGGAAAUCAUUGUUCUCUUUGCACUUUUAUCUAUGGAUAAAAGUGUAUAAAACCUAUGUAGUUAUUAAAUCCCUCUAUAGUCCUGGCAACAUAACACUAUAAAAUCAGUAAACAAAAGCCAAAUUCACACAAAUUGUCAGUGUUAAAUGUUUCAGUAACAGGAUUGACCAGGGCAAGAGACAGAAAUGAGUUCCUCUCCUUAACAAAUUCCACUUGGGCGAGAGCUGAUGUUUUUCGAUGAGAUUACCUACAUACCCUUAGUGCCUUGUGAAUACUCUCGGAUGUUCAUUUACACAUUGAAGAGUUGCUGAAAGUUGUUGAGGAUAUUGGGGUCGAAUUUGUGGUAUUAAUUAAUCAGAUUUCUUAAAAUACAAUCCGAGAAAAACAAAUCAGGAAUCCUUCUGUUAAUGGGAAGUAUGCCAUGCUCCACACUGUUGCCAUCCCAAGGCACAACCUCAAAAAGAGAAGUGAGUUUCUCCAAUGUCCUGC